Salvia miltiorrhiza (redroot sage) is the source of this 907-nucleotide messenger RNA. RefSeq lists its product as uncharacterized. The transcript has 5 exons. Gene Ontology annotation, biological process: microtubule cytoskeleton organization. Gene Ontology annotation, cellular component: cytoplasmic microtubule. NCBI's taxonomy places the organism in Eukaryota, Viridiplantae, Streptophyta, Magnoliopsida, Lamiales, Lamiaceae. The record is from RefSeq and is a predicted model, not a curated record. Bases 1 to 747 code for a protein of 248 amino acids. Gene Ontology annotation, molecular function: microtubule binding.
AUGGCCGACGCCGGCUGUACACUGAUCGACCCCGCCGUGCCUCUACGCCUUCCGUCGGAAUGUUCUCCGGGUUUGAUUGGAGGGUUGGAGUCAAAAGAUUGGUUGAAGGUGUGUGAAUCACUCAAUGAUGUUAGGCGAUUCGCGCUUUAUCACUCUGCUCUUCUGCAGCCAAUUCUGGAAAAAGUAGUGCUAGUGAUGGUGAAAGCAAUCAAGAAUCCAAGAAGUGCACUGUGCAAGACUUCAAUCAUGGCUGCUGCUGAUAUUUUCAAUGCCUUUGGUGAAACCCUACUUGAAUCUGCUCCCGAUGCUUUUAGCCAAUUGUUGUUGCAGCUACUACUAAAAGCGUCACAAGACAAGAAAUUUGUGUGUGAAGAAGCAGACAAGGCACUAUUGGCUAUGGCAAAGUCCAUGGCUCCUCUCUCUCUCCUCCAUAAGCUCGGUGCAUACGUCGGGCACAUGAACCUCAGAGUCAGGGCGAAGGCCGCGAUUUCUAUCUCCAACUGCGUCUCAAACAUGGAUCUGAAAAGCAUGGAGGGGUUUGGCUUAGCGGCAUUGAUUCAGAUCGCAUCGAAGCUGUUGAAUGACAAGCUCCCUGAGGCAAGAGAAGCAGCUAGAGGAAUUGUGGUCUCACUGUAUGGAGCAAUGACAGAAGGUGAAGAAGAGAAGCAGGAGUUUUGGCAAAGCUUUUGCCACUCUAAUCUGCCUGCUAUUCAUGCACAAGCUAUGGUCAAACUUGUUUCUUCUUAGUAUAGUGAUUAUGAAUUAUGAUCAAGUAGAUUUCAGGUCUUUAGUUUCAUGAGUUUUCUUUUAGCUGUGACAGGAUAAGAUUUGCUUCAUGUAAAGAUCAUUUUUACAUGAAUGUUAGGUUGUUAUAUAAUUUUUAUAUAAUGCUAUUAUUUGAUUCCAA